AUGGUUGUGGAUGGAGUAACGAGACAUGUGCCAUUGCUGCAGAAAAUGGCCAUCUGGAAUGCCUCAAAUUUGCCCGUGACAAUGGAUGUGGAUGGGGACGAGAAACAUCGAGCAGAACUGCUCACAGAGGCGGCCGGAAAUGGCCAUUUGAAAGUCCUCCAAUAUGCCCUUACAAAGGGUUGUCCUUGGGACACCAAGACAUGCAGUAGUGCUGCUCGCCAUGGACAUUUGGAAACCCUGAAAUAUUUGCUAACAAAUGGCUGCCCAUGGGAUGAUGAGACAUGCCGUUAUGCUGCUUUGGGCGGCCAUUUGGAUGUCAUCCAGUAUGCCCAUGAGAACGACUGUCCGUGGAGUGAAGGGACAUGUGGCUAUGCUGCUGCAAAUGGUCACCUUGAUGUGUUAGUCUAUGCCCAUGAAAACAACUGUCCAUGGGACCACUACACAACCACCAAUGCUGCUGUAAAUGGCCACAUGGAAUGCCUCAAGUAUGCCCAUGAAAGGGGUUGUCCUUGGGAUACUGGUGCAUGCUGCAGCAGAACUGCUCUCUAUGGCCAUUUGGAAACCCUGAAAUAUUGUCAUGAACAUGGCUGUCCAUGGAAUGAAGAUACGUGCAGGUUUGCUGCCCAUAGUGGCCAUUUGGAAAUCCUCCAAUAUGCCCAUGAGAAUGGCUGUCCCUGGAACGAAGGCACAUGCAGUGGAGCCGCUGCAAAUGGCUUUUUGGAUGUCCUCAGGUACGCCCAUGAAAAUGGGUGUCCUUGGGACAAACUAACGUGCAUGUGGGCUGCUAGGAAUGGCAAUUUGCAGAUCCUGAGCUAUGCCCAUGAAAAUGGUUGUCCUUGGGAUGAAGCAACGUGCCAUUCUGCUGCAUUGAAUGGACAUUGGGAGGUUCUAAAGUACGCUAUUGAGAACGAUUGUCCGUGGGAUGAAGAUACUGUGCUGAAAACUAAGGAUGUUGGGGUCAAGGCUUGGGUCAAAGACUUCAUGUCUCGGAGGAAUCCCUAA
Messenger RNA from Seminavis robusta, 1002 nucleotides. The record is from the annotation of a GenBank genome assembly. NCBI's taxonomy places the organism in Eukaryota, Bacillariophyta, Bacillariophyceae, Naviculales, Naviculaceae.